Messenger RNA from Oncorhynchus keta (chum salmon), 4922 nucleotides. RefSeq names its product receptor-type tyrosine-protein phosphatase epsilon-like. Gene Ontology annotation, molecular function: protein tyrosine phosphatase activity. NCBI's taxonomy places the organism in Eukaryota, Metazoa, Chordata, Actinopteri, Salmoniformes, Salmonidae. The record is from RefSeq and is a predicted model, not a curated record. Gene Ontology annotation, biological process: protein dephosphorylation. The transcript has 21 exons. Bases 323 to 2488 code for a protein of 721 amino acids.
CAUGGAAGAUAGUCUUCGUUUUCAUAUCCACUUCUCAUUAACACCAGCGAAUAAAAAAACACUGAGGUUUUUUUCUCAGCCAAUAAACCAUAUCAUUCAUCAAGACGCUGCGAGAUCACAUUUCCUACAUCUCUACGGUGCUAUGUGUUUAUGGAGAUCACUGAGCUCGAGAUGACUUUUAAACCGUGUAAUGACUUGAAACUUGGAAGUCCCCUGAAACCCAGCCCACUGGACCUUAGCUACAGGAACAAACUGUGUCCUGAUCACAACCAAUACUUCCCCAGCCAGUCCCACCAGACCCUGUUCCUCUGAGACUAUGUGAAUGUGGACUGUGUUAUGGGUACAGAACCCCAAGGGCCCAGUCAGGAAGAGAAUCAGACUUUCAGGUUGCUAUGGACUAUUGGAUCAACUCCUGAAUCGUGUCAGCUCUGCUUGGAACUUCACAAUGGUGUUGUUUCUGACUACAACUAUAAUAACCUUGAAUAACUCCUCUCAUGAGAACCAGACUACAGAAAACCCCACCCCCCAGGGUGCCCAUGUACUUUCCUAUAUGCUGAUCGUCUCUCUUCUUCUCAUCAUCAUCGUUCUCCCGACAGUAUACUUCCUAAGGUUUAGAAACCACAGGAAGGCUAUUGUCACCUCAGUUGAUAAGAAGAUUCCAAAUGGCUUCUUGGAAGAUCAAGGAGAGCAGACAGUGGUCCUCCUCCCACGAUCCCCAUCUCCAUCCAAGCGUUACUUCCCCAUCCCCCUGGACUCGCUAGAAGACCAGUUCCGGAUAUGCUCGGCAGACGACUGCAAGCUUUUCAGAGAGGAGUUCAAUUCACUGCCCUGUGGCUACCAGCACAGCUCCUUUGAGGAGGCUAGCAGGGUGAUCAACAGGGACAAGAACAGAUAUCCAAACAUCCUACCAUAUGACCAUUCCAGAGUGUUGUUAACUCAAAUCGAUGGUUAUUCUUGUACGGACUACAUAAAUGCCUCGUACAUAGAUGGUUACAAAAAGAAGAACAAAUUCAUUGCAGCUCAAGGCCCAAUGCACGACACUGUGGCAGACUUUUGGCGGAUGGUUUGGGAACAGAAGACUGCUACUAUAGUGAUGCUCACUAACCUGAAAGAGAGAAAAGAGGACAAAUGUUACCAGUACUGGCCAGACCAGGGCUGUUGGAUGUAUGGGAAUGUGAGGGUGGCAGCAGAGGACUUUACUGUACUGGUGGACUACACCAUGCGCAAGUUCUGUGUACAAUAUCAGGGGAGUGAUGGUCCCAGGGCCCCCUGCCUGGUCACCCAGCUCCACUUCACCAACUGGCCAGACUUUGGGGUGCCCUUCUCCCCCAUUGGCAUGCUCAAGUUCCUCAAGAAGGUGAAGACGGUCAACCCGUCUUAUGCAGGACCCAUCGUGGUGCACUGCAGUGCUGGUGUAGGAAGGACUGGAACAUUUAUCGUCAUAGACGCCAUGAUUGACAUGAUGCAUGUAGAGCAGAGGCUGGAUGUCUUUGGGUUUGUGACCAGAAUACGGGAGCAGCGCUCUCAACUCGUCCAGACUGAUAUGCAGUACUCAUUCAUCUAUCAGGCUCUGUUGGAGUAUUAUCUAUAUGGUGACACAGAGCUGGAUGUGUCCUCUCUGGAAGGCCAUCUGCAGAAGCUCCACAAUACCAGAGCACCCCUCGAAAGGCUAGGCCUAGAAGAAGAGUUCAGGAAACUGACCAAUGUACGCAUAAUGAAGGAGAACAUGAGGACCGGAAACCUUCCUGCCAACAUGAAGAAGAACCGUGUGCUUCAGAUCAUUCCAUAUGACUUCAACCGGGUUAUAUUGUCAAUGAAAAGGGGCCAAGAGUUCACGGACUACAUCAAUGCAUCAUUUAUUGAUGGCUACAGACAGAAGGACUACUUCAUCGCUACCCAAGGUCCUCUGUCCCACACGGUGGAGGACUUCUGGAGGAUGGUGUGGGAGUACAGGUGUCACUCUAUUGUCAUGCUCACUGAACUCAAGGAGAGGGAACAGGACAAAUGUUUCCAGUACUGGCCAGCAGAGGGCACUGCGACAUUUGAAGACUACACUUUGGAGUUGAAGGGGGAUGCCCUAUGUGACACUUUCACUCUGAAGGACAUGGUGCUCACAUAUGGACCAGAAAAACAGUCAAGGCACGUCCGACACUUUCAUUUCCACGGCUGGCCUGAGAUCGGAAUACCAGCAGAGGGAAAGGGAAUGAUCGACAUCAUUGCUUCAGUGCAGAGACAGCAACAACAGUCUGGAAACCACCCUAUCAUAGUACAUUGCAGUGCUGGUGCGGGUCGGACUGGGACAUUCAUCGCCCUGAGUAAUAUUCUGGAGCGGGUGAAAGCCGAGGGCCUACUGGAUGUGUUUCAGACAGUCAAGAGUUUACGCAUGAAGAGACCACACAUGGUUCAGACUGUGGAACAAUAUGACUUCUGCUACAGAGUGGUUCAAGAUUUUGUUGACAUUUUCUCAGACUAUGCCAAUUUCAAAUGACAAUAUCUGCUACAUAUACCCAUGUAUUUUUCCAACAGGCAUAUACCAUUUUGUUAGAUCGCUCUUUUUACGCUUUGCACUUAAACACAGUACUUAAACUUAUUGUUCCAUAUUGUAAUAUAUUUGUUUGUAUCUCUGUCUGGUUUUUUUUGUUAGCUCGUUCAAAACAGCCCAAAAGAAAAUGUAAUAUUAUGUAUAUUUAGUCGUGGACUUUUCAACUAGCUUUGUGUCCUCAGUAUUUGGAUGUCAAACGUUUUGAAUUGAAAACCUAAGACCAUUUGAUCAAAAAUGGGAAUGAAGGGUUUAUUAUGUUAUGUAAAUACGCUGAGUGUAUAAAACAUUAAGGACAGCUUCCUGAUAUUGAGGUGCACCUGGUCAGUCUAUGUCAUGGAAAGAGCAAGUGUCCUUAAUGUUUUGUCCACUCAGUGUAUAUUGAUAAACUUAUGCAUAUAAUCUUUAUCUAUUUAUAUAAUGUAGAAUUUAAUGUACAUUUUGAGUAUGUUAAAAACAUUACCAUGAGAUUGCCUUUCAUUGCCUGUGGUCUGUACAAUAGCUAUGGCACAUACUGUGGAAGUCCACAGAUUGGACAAAAAAAACUGCUGUUGUGAAGAUACACAACCUGCCAUAAGAGUUUGUCAUUGUAUUACUGACCUUACAAGUGACUUAAGUGCCAUUUAAUAUUUGCUGUGUAUGAUUUGUUUUAAUCAACAGUAUUGUUUUUUUCUUUAUUUAUGCUAAUUUCUACAUUGUGGAAUAAUAGUGAAGACAUCAAAACUAUGAAAUAACACAUGGAAUCGUGUUAAUCAAAUCAAAAUAUAUUUGAGAUUCUACAACCACCCUUUGCCUUGAUGACAGCUUUGCACACUCUUGGAAAUCUCAAAUAUAACAUAAUUUGAUUUGUUUAUUUAACACUUUUUUUGGUUACUACAUGAUUCUAUAUGUGUUAUUUAAUAGUGUUGAUGUCUUCACUAUUAUUCUACAAUGUAGAAAAUAGUACAAAUAAAGAAACACCCUGGAAUGAGUAGGUGUCUCCAAACUUUUGACUGGUACUGUACAUACAGUUGUAAUAACUUUUUAAAGGUUAUGUAUGUAUGUAUGUAUGUAUGUAUGUAUGUAUGUAUGUAUGUAUGUAUGUAUGUAUGUAUGUAUGUGUAUGCUUUUCAAAACAACAGUAUAUUGGACCUAACAUUUCAGCGUUUGCAUGAAGCAGUGCCAUACAAAGAUUGGAAAACCUUUCUGAUCAAGAAAAAAAUUCAACUUCAAGUAGACAUAGAUAGCUAAGCCAGCAGACUGUUUUUAUGUUUUUCAAGACUAAAUUAAGAAGUUAGAUUUCAACAAAAUAUACAUUUUACUGUUUCCAUAUAGUUAAUAAAACAGCCUUCAUCUCUGUAAUAAACGUGAUUGGUGUUAAGGGAAAUUUUUAUAAUAACCAAAAAUAUAUUAUUUAUUCUGUUUAUAGAGUUCUCAACUUGAAGUAUAAUUUAGAAACGGCCAUCAAUUUCCUCUUGAUAAGGAGUGUUCAGUCAUAGUGCCCUCAUAUCAAUCACUAAUUAACUUGAUUAUUAGUAUCAUUUAGCAGACACUCUUAUACAGAGCAACUUACGGUGCAAUUAUGGUGAAGUGUGUUGCUCAAGGCCACUUUGACAGUUUUGUCACCUAGUUGCCUCAGGGAUUUCGAGCCAGUGGUUAUUCAGUUACUAGCCCGACCGCUAGGCAACACGUUCGGCUACCUGCCACCUGGUUAUUGACAAUAGCAAAUUUCAGGAUGCUAGUUUCUGGAAUUUCAAUGUACUGUCAUGUACUGUGAAAUAUAUACACAGUAUAUGAUCAUAAAUGUAAUUUAAUACAAAUUUGAAUUACUUGGUUACCUGGUUAAGUGUUGUUAGGCUAUCCCUUUCAUACCAAAGGUACAUUUAUGCAUUCAUAACCUCUAAGGAGUGGUUAUCUGUAGCUCUGUUGGUAGAAGAUGGCACUUGCAACGCCAGUAUAGUAGUGGGUUCGAUUCUCAGGACCACCUGUAUGUACUAAUAACUGUAAGCUAAAUGGCAAACUGUAUUAGGUAAAGAUAUAAGGAUUGUGUCUUCAUUUAGAAUCAGUCUUAUGUACUGAGUAUGAAAUUAAGGCUAGUGGUUGCUGUAGUGCACAAUCAUCUUGUUCCUGUACAGCCUCUAUUUUUUUUCCCUUAAUUUAACGAGGCAAGUCAGUUAAGAAUAAAUUCUUAUUUUCAAUGACAGCCUAGGAACAGUGGGUUAACUGCCUUGUUCAGGGGAAGAACAACAUAUUUUUUACCUUGUCAGAGGGAUUUGAUCUUGCAACCUUUCGGUUACUAGUCCAAAGCUCUAACCACUAGGUUACCUGCCACCCCAAUCAUAAGUCUGUAUAAAGUUUACAAUUUUCUAUUCUGAGUGCAAUAAAUGCAAUGAAAAUAAACUAA